Messenger RNA from Cuscuta campestris, 1047 nucleotides. Lineage: Eukaryota; Viridiplantae; Streptophyta; Magnoliopsida; Solanales; Convolvulaceae. The record is from the annotation of a GenBank genome assembly.
CCCUCUUGGAGAUGCGUGCCCGCGGAGGCUCUUUCUCUCCUCGCCACCGUCCGCCGGCCGCCCAAUCUCCGUCUAGGGGUGUCUCUCGAUUUUGAUGCGAAAUCUCAUCUUCAGUCUCUGAGCUGAGAUUAGUGGUGGUGGGAUUGGGAUGAUGGAGGGGGAGAACGGAGUUGAGAAGAAGCAGCGCGUCGACUCCGGCGAGAGUGGUAAGAAAGCGGCGGCGCUGUUCAGCGACGAGGAGGUGGGGGAUAUCAAUGGUCUUACGGUCGGGGAUGAUUACGUGGAGGUGACGUGCGGGUGCACCAGCCACCGCUACGGCGAUGCCGUCGGGAAACUUAGGGUUUUCUCCAGCGGCGAGCUUGGAAUCGUCUGUGAAUGCAUCCCCGGUUGCCAAGAAGAUAAGAUGACUCCAGCUGCGUUUGAGAAGCAUUCUGGAAGAGAAACUGCAAGGAAAUGGAAGAACAAUAUUUGGGUCAUUGUUAACGGUGAGAAGGUUCCUGUGGCAAAGACUGCACUGCUCAAGUAUUAUAUUCAAUCUUCAAAGCAUGCAAACGGCUCAAAUAAGUCAAACACUCCAAAAGUCUGCCAUCGCGAUGAAUUCAUCAGGUGCACUGUGUGUAAAAAACAUCGCAGAAUCCGCCUUCGUACACCCGAGGAAUGCCGAAGUUUCCAUGAUGCUCUUGCUAAUACUAACUGGAAAUGCUCCGAUAUGCCUCACGACAAAGUGACAUGCGAGGACGAGGAAGAAAGAGGAAGCAGGAGAGUGUACAGAGGAUGUUUGCGCGCGCCGACAUGCCGGGGGUGCACCUCAUGCGUCUGUUUCGGAUGCCAAGUCUGUCGCUUCCCAGACUGCCCUUGCCAGAGUUGCAUUGAUUUCACCACCAAUGUCAAACCACCAUCAACUACUACUUAACUCUUUUAGCCUCCUCAACAUCUUUUCUUGUUUCUGUAGUAGGGACCAAUUUCGAUUCAAACAUUCUAUCCGUGACUUUCGUUUCUAAUUCUCCGUUUAUUAAUUAAAGAGCAUCCGUGACUUUUACUUCAUUU